AGUAGGGUAUAUAAAUAAAGUGAUUAUCCAUAUGCAGCAUUACACGGGCCUCUCCUAGCAAUAAGUGCACGAGCAAUUCCAGGAGUACUGAUUAAAGAAGCUGAAGGGACUCGACUCGACUCGAGUCUUACAUGAGCGUUAUGUGCCUCGUCUGGAGAUCCAGAUUAGUCGUUUUCAUCAUUCUUCUCGCUGUGUUCUGCGAUGUUUAUGCAUCAGACGCACAACCAAUUGGAAAAGUUUAUCCGCGCGGAAAUCACUGGGCUGUUGGGCACUUAAUGGGCAAGAAGAGCACAGAUGAGCAGGUCAGACCUGAAGAUCCAGAAGGUGGCGAUGAGACCUCUAUGGCGACUCGAGAUCAGGAUCAGCAGCUGGAAAGAUACAACAAACAUCUGCUGCUGCCACUCCUGCGUGUGCUCAUGAGAGGACGGAUGGCACCAGAGAGCAUGCUGGAGGGCACAGAAGAGAUCGAUACUCAUAAACUGCUCCAGCACAUACUGGAAGAGAGACUUCAGUGGGUGGAAGGUCAAGAGAGAGACAGACAAGUCAAAUCGGCUGAGGACGUCUUGAUACAGGCUUUAUUAAUGCAGGAUGACAAUGAAAGCUGAGGACCAACUGGACAAAAGACUGUGGUUGGACGUUCACUUGAUAACUGGCUUGAUCGAAUACAGACCUCUUUAUUCAACAACAUAUAAAUAAGCAUGUUAUAUUUUUGUAUGCCAAUAUCUCUACUAAGUAACACACAUAAACUGAUUGUCAUCAUUCUGUAUAUUUUAUGGUAUUGUUUUAUAAAUGAAUUCAUCUUCUUGAUAACUGACACCAUAGUAACCAUUGUAUUCACUCUUCAGUUGAUUCAUAUUUAAUAAACGUUAACUUGUUGGGCUAUCUGCGGUUUAUAAAAAC
Carassius gibelio (silver crucian carp) is the source of this 900-nucleotide messenger RNA. RefSeq names its product gastrin-releasing peptide (gene grp). The record is from RefSeq and is a predicted model, not a curated record. Gene Ontology annotation, molecular function: neuropeptide hormone activity. NCBI's taxonomy places the organism in Eukaryota, Metazoa, Chordata, Actinopteri, Cypriniformes, Cyprinidae. Gene Ontology annotation, biological process: neuropeptide signaling pathway. The transcript has 3 exons. Bases 132 to 605 code for a protein of 157 amino acids.